This is a messenger RNA of Pipistrellus kuhlii (Kuhl's pipistrelle), 4443 nucleotides long. It is a transcript of the gene MOCOS, whose product is annotated as molybdenum cofactor sulfurase. The coding region runs from base 431 to 4387 and encodes 1318 amino acids. The record is from RefSeq and is a predicted model, not a curated record. NCBI's taxonomy places the organism in Eukaryota, Metazoa, Chordata, Mammalia, Chiroptera, Vespertilionidae. Gene Ontology annotation, biological process: Mo-molybdopterin cofactor biosynthetic process. The transcript has 15 exons. Gene Ontology annotation, molecular function: molybdenum cofactor sulfurtransferase activity; pyridoxal phosphate binding; molybdenum ion binding.
GAGAGCUCGGACCCGGAACUGUGAAGCUCGGACCCGGGAGCGUCCGCGGGGAGGGCGACGAGGAUGCCGAGCAGAACAUGCAACCUGCUCCCUCUUCCGCCGGCCUCCCGGUGGGACCCAGACAAGGAGAGCUUAGCCCCCGUGUCCGGGCAGCUCCGCGGGCGCCGUGGGGACGCUGCUCUGAGCGGCCACAGACACGGGCACGCUGUCCCCGGCCGCAGGUGGGAAAGGCAGGAAAGAAGCGAAACUUCGUGAGUCAGCGCGGCCCAGGCGGGCCCGGCCCAUCCCGUCCGUCCCGGACGCGCCGCCCACCGCGGCCGGUGCGGGCGGAGGCGGGAGGGAGGCGCGGCCGGGCGCCGGGCGGAGUCCUCGGGCGGCUCUCCCCUCUCCCGGCCGGCCGCCCGGACAGCGCGGCGGGCAGGCCGGGGCCAUGGCCGACGGGGCGGCGCGGCCGGGGGCCGAGCUGCUGGCCUUCGAGCGGUUCCGGGCGGCGAGCGCGCAGCCCCCCGCCUACGGCUACGGGCAGGGCGGGCGCGGGCUGCGGGCGCUGCGGGCGCGGGAGUUCGGGCGCCUGGCAGGAACUGUCUACCUGGACCACGCAGGAGCCACGCUGUUCCCCGAGAGCCAGCUCAGGAGCUUCACGCGCGACCUCCUGGAAAAUGUUUACGGUAACCCUCACAGCCAGAACAUCAGCAGCAGGCUCACCCAGGACACCGUGGACCAGGUGCGCUACAGGGUCCUGGCGCACUUCGGCACCUCCCCGGAGGACUACAGCGUGGUCUUCACCGCCGGCAGCACGGCCGCCCUGAAGCUGGUGGCGGAGGCCUUCCCGUGGAGCCGCGGGAGCCUGUUCUGCUACCUCACCGACAGCCACACCUCCGCGGUGGGCAUGCGGGCGGUGGCCGCGGCCCGCGGUGCCACCUGCGUCCCGGUCCGGCCGGAGGCCCUGCGGCCGCAGGAGGAACGGGGUGCUGCCCCCGCCGCCGUUGGCCCCGACGGCCAGCCGCCGCACCUCUUCUGCUACCCGGCCCAGAGCAACUUCGCCGGCACCCGGUACCCGCUGGCCUGGGCGGGCGAGGCGGCGGCGGGGCGCCUGUGCCCGGCGGGCGAGGGCGCGCCGGGGCGCUGGUUCGCGCUGCUGGACGCCGCCGCCUACGCGGGCACCUCCCCGCUGGACCUGUCGGCGCACCCGGCGGACUUCGUCGCCCUCUCCUUCUACAAGAUCCUCGGCUUCCCCACCGGCCUGGGCGCGCUGCUGGUGCACCGCCGGGCCGCCCCGCUGCUGCGGAAAACCUACUUCGGAGGCGGCACGGCGGCCGCCUACCUGGCCGGAGAGGACUUCUACGUCCCCAGGCCGUCCCUGGCAGAAAGGUUUGAGGAUGGCACCAUCCCGUUCCUCGACGUGAUAGCGCUCAAGCACGGAUUUGAUGCCCUGGAGCGCCUCACAGGCGGCAUGGAGAACGUGCAGCAGCACACCUUCACCUUGGCUCGGUACACCUACACCGCCCUGCGCGCCCUCCGGUACCCCAGCGGGGCCCCCGUGGUGCGGAUCUACUGCGACUCCGCGUUCUGCAGCCCCGAGGUGCAGGGCCCCGUCAUCAACUUCAACGUGCUCGACGCCGAGGGGCGCGUCGUCGGUUACUCCCAGGUGGAGAAGAUGGCCAGCCUCUUCAACAUCCAGCUGCGCACCGGCUGCUUCUGCAACACGGGCGCCUGCCAGCGGCACCUGGGCCUCAGCGACGACAUGGUCAAGAAGCACCUCCAGGCUGGUCACGUCUGUGGAGACGAUGUGGACCUCGUGGAUGGGCAGCCGACGGGGUCCGUGCGGAUUUCGUUUGGAUACAUGUCCACGCUGGAGGACGCCCAAGCCUUUCUCAGGUUCAUCAUCGCCACCCGGCUGCGCCCCCAGAGUAGCCAGCCUGGUCCUCGGGCCGCCCCUGGGGAGGCUGGCACCGCACCAGCAGAGACCGAGGCUCAGAGCACUGUGCCCGCCACCGUGCCCACCACUGUGCCCGCCACUGUGUCUACCACCGUGCCCGCCACUGUGUCUACCACCGUGCCCGCCACUGUGUCCGCCACCGUGCCCACCACUGUGUCCACCACUGUGCCCGCCACUGUGUCUACCACCGUGCCCGCCACUGUGUCCACCACCGUGCCCGCCACUGUGUCUACCACCGUGCCCGCCACUGUGUCCGCCACCGUGCCCACCACUGUGUCCACCACUGUGCCCGCCACUGUGCCUACCACCGUGCCCGCCACUGUGUCUACCACCGUGCCCGCCACUGUGUCUACCACCGUGCCCGCCACUGUGUCUACCACUGUGCCCACCACUGUGCCCGCCACUGUGCCCACCACUGUGCCUGCCACUGUGCCCGCCACUGUGCCUGCCACUGUGCCCACCACUGUGUCCACCACUGUGCCCACCACCGUGCCCGCCACUGUGUCCACCACUGUGUCCACCACCGUGCCCGCCACUGUGUCCACCACUGUGCCCGCCACCGUGCCCACCACCGUGCCCGCCACUGUGUCUACCACUGUGCCCGCCACUGUGCCCACCACUGUGUCUACCACUGUGCCUGCUACCGUGCCCACCACCGUGCCCGCCACUGUGUCUACCACUGUGCCCGCCACUGUGUCCACCACUGUGCCUGCUACCGUGCCCACCACCGUGCCCGCCACUGUGUCUACCACUGUGCCCGCCACUGUGCCCACCACUGUGUCUACCACUGUGCCCGCCACUGUGCCCACCACUGUGUCUACCACCGUGCCCACCACCGUGCCCGCCACUGUGUCUACCACCGUGCCCGCCACUGUGUCUACCACCGUGCCUGCCACCGUGCCCGCCACUGUGCCUGCCACUGUGUCCACCACCGUGCCCGCCACUGUGUCCACCACUGUGCCCGCCACUGUGCCUGCCACUGUGUCCACCACCGUGCCCGCCACUGUGUCUACCACUGUGCCCGCCACUGUGCCUGCCACUGUGUCCACCACUGUGUCUACCACCGUGUCCACCACUGUGCCCGCCACUGUGCCCGCCACCGUGCCCGCCACUGUGCCUGCCACUGUGUCCACCACUGUGUCUACCACCGUGUCCACCACUGUGCCCGCCACUGUGCCCGCCACUGUGCCCGCCACUGUGCCUGCCACUGUGUCCACCACCGUGACCGCCACUGUGCCCACCACUGUGCCCGCCACUGUGCCCACCACUGUGCCCACCACUGUGCCCACCACUGUGCCCACCACUGUGUCCACCACCGUGCCUGCCACCGUGUCCACCAUGCCCGCCACCGGGCACAGACCUAGUCCCUCUCCUCCGGAAGACACCCCCACAGCCUCCGGGGCCGGGAAUGCCUGGCCCCCUGCUCUGGGUGCUGUGCGUGGGCACUCACCGCUGGGGGCCACCAGGCCCCUGCAGGCCCCUCCGGAGACGGCGGCAGCAGACCCGGGUGAGGGCCUCGGGCCACAUGUCGUUACCAACCUCUUCCUCUACCCCAUCAAGUCCUGCGCUGCGUUUGAGGUGACACAGUGGCCUGUGGGACCCCGAGGGCUGCUGUACGACCGGAGCUGGAUGGUUGUGAACCACAACGGCAUUUGCCUGAGUCAGAAGCAGGAGCCGCGGCUGUGCCUGGUCCAGCCCUGCAUCGACCUGCAGCAGAAGAUCAUGGUCGUUAGAGCCAAAGGAAUGGAGCCUAUAGAGGUGCCUCUUGAGGAAACCGGUGAAUGGGCUCCGAUUUGCCAGAGCAAGGUCUGUGCGGACAGGGUAAAAACUUAUGAUUGUGGAGAAAAAAUUUCAAGCUGGUUGUCAAGGUUUCUGGGCCGCUCGUGUCACUUGAUCAAACAAAGUUCGGACUUUCAACGAAACGCGAAGAAGAGCCGCGGCAAAGGGCAGUCUGCUGGCACUCAGGCCACUCUUUCUCUGGUGAAUGAGGCCCAGUAUCUGCUGGUAAACAGAUCCAGUGUUUUGGAACUUCAGCGGCAAUUAAGUGCCAGUGAUGAGAAUGGAAGGGAGGAAUCAUUCCCGAUGAGAGAUCUCAUCUCACGUUUCCGUGCCAAUAUUAUCACCAGCGGAGCAAGUGCUUUUGAAGAAGAGAAAUGGGAGGCGAUUUCAGUGGGUUCCUUGCAUUUCCAGGUGUCGGGGCCCUGUCACAGGUGCCAGAUGAUCUGCAUCGACCAGCAAACCGGGCAACGAAACCAAGAUGUUUUCCAAAAGCUUUCGGAGAGCCGAGAAAGAAAGGUGAACUUCGGAGUGUACCUGAUGCACACGUCUUUGGAUUCUUCUUCUCCCUGUCUCCUGUCUGUGGGAUCUCAGGUGAUCCCUGUGCUGAAAGAAAAUGCAGAAUGCCACGAUUUACCUGCUCCUGAGAAACAUCAUGAUGUUGUCUCCUAAGAUUUCCCCUCCCCACCCCCAGCCCCCAGCUUAAAUUAAAAUUUCUCUUUUACAAC